Molecule: messenger RNA, 1076 nt
Organism: Leptopilina boulardi
Lineage: Eukaryota; Metazoa; Arthropoda; Insecta; Hymenoptera; Figitidae
Product: jerky protein homolog-like
Exons: 2
Coding region: 308-595 (95 amino acids)
Molecular function (GO): nucleic acid binding
Source: RefSeq, a predicted model, not a curated record
UUGCGUCAUAACAUUAUUAAUGCUAAAAUGACGGGAGAAAAAUUGUCAAAUGACCCGGAGGCUUCUAAAGAUUUUUCUACAUUUUUUAUGAAUAAAGUAGAAACCGAAAAUUUAAAUUUGCACAAUAUUUACAAUGCAGAUGAAUCGGGUAUUUAUUGGAGAACUUUGCAAAAUUCUACUCUUGCCAUCACUACGGAAGAUGUUUCAGGUUGGAAAGAGAGCAUAAAGAAAGAUUGACAGCGUUAUUUUGUUCCAACGCUGCUGGCAGUCAUCGAUUUUCUUUGUACCAACAUGUUUAAACAAUUUAAUGAGAACUAUAGAAGAAAAGCAACCGAUAAAGGACCUUGAGAAGAAGCUUGGAGUUCUUUAUACAAAUUUGAAAAAAGCUUGGAUGAAUAGGUGCAUAUUCCAGAAAUGGUACAAAGAUUAUUUUAUUCCACAAGUGUUGGGAAACCAAAUAAAACUUGGAAUAUCAGGAAAAAUUGUUUUGGUUCUUGACCACUCUCCAACUCAUCCACCUUUAGACGAACUCAAUGCUGUAAAUGAAAAUGUUGAAGUGGUAUAUCUAACUCCGAAUGUUACCACGUUGAUUUAACCCUUGAAUCAAGGCUUAAUAGCAGCAACAAAGAAGUUGUACAAAAAGUAUUUGCUGCAAAGAUUGCUGAUUCAUGAAGAAGCAGAUAAUAGUUUCAAAUUUUUGGAGUCUUUAGAUUUUAAAAAAUUCGUUCCUAUACUCAGUAAAGCUUGGGGGAGAUAUUUAACAAUCAACUCUUCAAAAGGUAUGGAAACCAAUUUUAGGUGAACAAAUCCUUACAAAUUUUGUCGCAAAUUCUACGGCAAAUCAUCAAGAAAAUUUCGACGAAUCGGAAUAUCAAAUUAACAUAAACGAAAUUUCUUCUGAAUUUGCGAAUAAAAUUAAUCAAAGAGCCGACAUGCCGAAUUCAUCUGCUCAAGAGGUUAUAGCAGUUCUUCUUCAAUGGUUCGAAAAAAGCGACGAUGAUUGUGGAUGGGAAGCUUCAACUGAUAAAGAUAUUGUAGAUUUUGUUACAAAAGGGAAGCUUACAGUGGAAAAGGUU